CCGCCCUUCGUUGGAUUGAGUGAAAAACCCCUUCAGAGAAGCCACCGCAGUCACUGGGAGGACUGGUGUUACUCAGAGAUUCACCACCAAGGUCCCAUCAACCUCAGGUAGCCUUCCCUCCCCCCCGGCCUGGAGCAGAAAGCUUGAAGAGGAACAGUGCGGCUGAGGUUUGCUGUUCAGUGUUGCCUGGCAAGCUAUAGCCACCAUGGCGCUGUCAUACAAGAAGGAUCUUGAAAAGUACAAGGAUCUCGAUGAAGAUGAAAUCCUCAACAAACUGUCGGCGGAGGAGCUCAAACAGCUGGAGACGGCUCUCGAGGAGAUGGAUCCUGAGAAUGCUCUUCUCCCAGCUGGUUUACGCCAGAAAGACCAGACAUCUAAGACAGCUACAGGACCAUUUAACAGGGACAGUCUGCUCAAAUAUCUGGAGAAGGAAGCCAUGGAGUACAAGGACAGAGAUGAUGUAGUGCCGUUCACUGGAGAAAAAAAAGGUAAAGUAUUCAUUCCUAAACAGAAACCAAUAGAAACACGUCAGGAAGAAGUCACAACCCUUGAUCCAGAACUGGAGGAAGCUCUGUGCAGUGCCACAGAUACAGAACUGUGUGAUCUAGCAGCGAUCCUGGGUGUUCACACACUGGUCACCAGUAAUCAGACAUAUGAUGGGACUGGAACUAAAGAGGGUUACAAUAAUGUGAUCAAAGGGGAGAAGAUGAACCCAGUGUUUGAUGAGCCUCCCAACCCCACUAAUGUAGAAGACACUCUGCAGAGGAUAAAAAGCAAUGACAGCUCAUUAACAGAGGUCAACCUCAACAACAUUAAGAACAUUCCCAUUCCCACGCUGAAAGACUUUGCCAAAGCCAUGGAGAAGAACACACACGUUAAAAAGUUCAGCCUGGCAGCAACACGGAGUAAUGACCCGAUUGCAGUGGCAUUCAGUGACAUGCUGCGGGAAAACAAGACGCUGCGAAGUUUGAACUUGGAGUCCAACUUCAUCACCGGGGCAGGAGUUCAGGCUUUGAUUGAUGCAUUACGAGACAAUGACACACUCACAGAGAUCAAAAUAGACAACCAGAGGCAGCAACUGGGUACCACUGUAGAGAUGGAGAUUGCUAAAAUGCUGGAAGAGAACAACAGCAUAGUGAAGUUUGGCUACCACUUCACUCAGCAAGGGCCUCGGUCCAGGGCUGCUGCAGCUAUCACCAAGAACAACGACCUAGUUCGCAGGAAGCGAGUGGAAGGGGACCUGUAGAGAGCAAGCACAACCUCUCCUCCAGCCAAUCCUGCGUCAUCUCAUCAUGUGGAAUAAUUUCAGCCAAUGCCCUGGUCUCAUCUCACAGUGUGAAAACUUUAGUCUUGUGCCAAACUACGGGGCAAGGCACGCUAAACCAGAACAUACAUCUGAGAAGAAGGGAAAUAACUGGAAUUGCCCUCUCCUAUUUACAUGUUUAUGCUUAUGUUUGCUAUGUUGUUAUUGAAGGUGUAAAUCUAAUUAGUUUUUAGUCAUUUCAUUUCAGCUGGUCCUUUUUGAGCCUUUAUAUUUACCUGUCCAGACUUUUUACUUGCUUAUUCCUUUUAUAUCAUGUGAACUAAUCAUGAAUAUUACGAAGUAAGAAACCACAGUUUGGUAAAAACAGAUGCUAACAUUGAGACACCCCUGUAUGCUGUAUUCUGAUACAGUUCUCUGUUGAGGUUGAAGUUUAAUGUGGAAUCCAUAUAUUUAAGCAGCAGAAUAAUGGGAAUAGCUCUGAAUGUGAUACUCAGAUCUUCAUAGACUUUAGUUUCAGAAAGUUCAGGUGCUUCUGUUGAGGACAGAAUGUUAUAGCUUAGCGAAUGACUAUUAACCUGCAAAGCUGACUGUGUGCAGCUGUCUGUUACCAUGUAAAAACCAGCUGCUUGAUGCAGUGAUGACUUUUGGCUCUAAUGUUGCUGAGCAGUUCAGUUAUACGCUGCAUGUGCAGGGUGGUUUGCACAUGUUCAUUAAAGUUGCUUGUAAAGCCGACGGACUUGAGCUGGCGUGUUGGUGCAAACAAGCUUUUUUUUUUUUUUUUGGCAGUUAAGCAAAGACAAGAUGCUUGACCUCAAAGUCAGUAAAACCCACACUUGGCUCACCCCUUAUUUAAAAUAUAUACUUUAAUUGAUAAUUUCAAUAUUUCUUCAUGGUUCUAACUAAAGAUCUUAUUUUGAUACAAUUUAAAUUCUGAUUUUUUUUUUUGCUUCUAAAGCUAAAAUAUAACAAUGUUUUGGAUAUAAAGGAGAAAAGAGUGGGAUUUUUACUUCAAAAGAUUCCAGUUAAAGGUUUUUAUUAGCUAAAAUUACUUGGGUCCUCUGAUGCUCAACCAUGCCAAAGACUAACACAAGCAGUAAUUAGAAGUGGACUAGGUGUUUUUGGCUUCAAGGUGCAGGCCUACUGGUUCAUACAGAUUUAGACUUUUUUUUUUUUUUAAUCAAAGUGCUAUGAUAUACAUAUUUUUCACCCUUUUUUGUUGACCAUUCAUAGCUAAAAUGUUCUUCAGUUGAAAAAGAUAAGGAAGAGUUGGAAGUUUGUGUGAAACUUGCUUCUCAAGUUGUGAUUGCUUAGGAAAUAUUUCUAUGAACUAAAUCUCCCUGAUUCAAGUUUAGAGUUGAGUUCUUCCUCUACCUCCCAUCUAAGCAAUUUGCUUCUCAGCAGUAGCAGGUUUGGGCAUCAAAUUGAACUUCAUUAGUCUGCUUUAGGUGGUUAUAACAGGACUUAUUCAGGAGUUACUUGAACCUUGUACAUACUGUUAAUAGGAACAAUAUGCUGGCAUGAAGUCCUCACUUGUGAACAUCAAGUUUCUGUUGACCAAAAAUGUUUCUCAUCAGUUCAUUAGACAACAGUUCUACUGUGGGAUUUUAUAUCUGUGCACUUUUUCCUGUUCAUUGUCGCUUUGAUUUUAUUUUUCUUAACUUUAUUUUCUUUUUUACAUUCCUGAUUUUCUGUUGGACAGUCAGCUAAAGUGGAAAACUUCUUUGAUUGGGCUUGUUAGUUUUCUGUGGGUCAUAAUAUGUCUAUUAACUGUAAGAUACCAUCUCAAGUUCAAAGUGUGCACACACAGAUACACAGUGUGUAUCUCGUAACUCUGUACAAGUCACUGCUGAUGUUUUUUUUUCUUAAGCUAUAAAUCAAGUCCCAGGUGUUAACACAAGGAAUAUGUAUUAUAAAUCCACAAAAAUGGUUUAAAAAAAAAAGCACUGCUGAAUAUAAUACAUUCUCAACAAUAAAUGUUUUUACAUACUCUAAAUGA
This is a messenger RNA of Melanotaenia boesemani (Boeseman's rainbowfish), 3260 nucleotides long. RefSeq names its product tropomodulin 2 (gene tmod2). Bases 206 to 1246 code for a protein of 346 amino acids. Gene Ontology annotation, molecular function: tropomyosin binding. Gene Ontology annotation, biological process: muscle contraction; pointed-end actin filament capping; myofibril assembly. The transcript is spliced from 10 exons. Gene Ontology annotation, cellular component: striated muscle thin filament; myofibril. NCBI's taxonomy places the organism in Eukaryota, Metazoa, Chordata, Actinopteri, Atheriniformes, Melanotaeniidae. The record is from RefSeq and is a predicted model, not a curated record.